AUGGAACAGACGCAUUAUUCGUCGCUCGCCAACGUGACUUCCUUCUUGCCGUCCCCGGCGGACCUCCUCUUGGCCGUUCCCCGUCUUCUUUCCAAGGCCGGCGCUUUGGGAGAACACAUUGACAGCGUCUUUGGCAAGAUCCGGUCCGGAGGCAGCAUCAUAGCCGAACCGACCGCAGCCAAUCUCACCAACGCGACCGCCGCUACGACUUCGGGCAAGUUCGUCCAGGAAUCCUUUGUGGCGGCAGCCAGUUCGGCUGCGGGCAAUCAGGACGACAUGGGCGUCUUCCAGGCGCUGAAGAACGUGGGCUCGUUCUUUAGCUACAUCACCUCGAAAUGGGCGAUUGCCACGUUCACAAUCGCAAUCCUGCUGAACCGCACCCACUUCUAUGCCUCCAGCCGAGUACCGCUCUCUUUCGACCGCGUAUACCUGCGCAUCGCCCUGUACCUAGCCCCGAUGAUCCUCUUCCUCUAUCGGAUACACACCGUCCUCCAAGCCAUUCGGUGCCAGACAUCGCCGAACUGGUCCGAAAUGCAAUACGGGGCCCCAGGAAGACAGCUGGACACGGAUUUCGGCGGAGAAGGCGGCUUCCUAUGGCGAGCUAGCUCAGCCCUACUUUUCUGGGAAGACCUGGAAGACUCCUGCAGGGCGGUGAGGAUGUUUCCUAUGGAUCCCAGCGCACCACGACCAGCGGGGUCUCUCGCGCUGCUCUGGCCCCUCUUUAUCUCGCUUGGCUUUGGCCAGUUCGUAGAGACCCUCUCUUGUGCCUUGCAGGGACGUCAGCCGAUUCAGGAGGUUGGCAUGACCAUCUUCGAGCACUCACUUGCCUUUGCGGAAGCUGAGGCAGUCGUAACCCGGCCCAUAACACUCGAUUCGAUCCGCUUCUACAAGCCGAGGUCUGUCUUCACACCUGAUGGUACAUCGCUUGCCGUCGGUCGGGCAACCUUAUCGGCUUUCGCAAACGUACCCACCGAAGUUCUAUUGAUAUCAUUGAUAUCAAGCUUCAGUCAUUUCACAAGUAAUUUCCUUGCCAUUACUGGUCACCGGUCCAAAUUCCGACUGGUCACGACGGGCAUAUGGGGGCUCGCGUACAUGUCUACCUUUGCAUGGAGUUUCUACCGAUUUGCUACUAUGGCGACCGAACCUGAACAGCAAGUGGGCAUUCUUAGGUUUCCCACUGUCUGCAUCGUGGGCUUCAUCCCCCACCUUCUUAUUCUCGUGGGUAUAGCAGCUUGCGGACUCAUAUAUCUCCUCGCCUUUGGCUUUACGGUUCUGUCCCCUCCACCCGGCCAACCCAGCAGUCUUUCAUGGAGAGAACGAUGCGCCGUUGCGUAUGCGAAUCUUCACGCCAAUAUCCACUUAUCGGCAAUCACUCCGUUGACCAUCAACUGGAAUGAGGACUUCUACACUGCUAUCCUCAAAAUCGGGUUUACGGUUCUGACGGCGGCGAGCGAGGCGGUUUACCUCAACGAAGGGACCCGAAUCAAUGUGCAUUCUAUGACUUGGCUGGAGAAGAAGAAGCUCCAAGACAUCCUCGCACGCCGAAGGAGGUUCCGGCAGAAUCUGGCUAGCAUUCCGUCUGAGCUGCGCGGAGAUCUGUUAGCCGAAGGAGUUGAGGUCACCGAUAGGCUCAACGCUGAUGUGCCGACUCCGCUUUCUGCAUCCGGCUAUGCGCGCGAACGAAAGACUAGAGGGACAAAUCCGGCUUCGGAUGCUUCUCGAGCUGUCGGACGAGACAGCGGCAUUGGUCUUCAACAGCGCCGCGGUCGCUGGACUUUGACUUACCAAUUCCUGAAAGGGAUCUCUAAGCUGCUGGUGGCUAUCCAAGCCAGGCUGAUAAUGGCGUUGCUGCAAAAGAUACGGAUCACUUACAAUCCGCGAUGGCUGGUUCGUCUUGCCGGACCUCGCGCAAACGAGAAGCCGCAUGUUCCUGACUCCGCGUCUGCCAAUGCUCGAAGCUGGACAGCGUCGGAGCCGUGGCUUCUCAUUGACGAGCAGACUCGCGUCCGCCCUGAUAACACCUUUGAUGUCGAAGCGUUUGCAAGAGAAAGGCUACGCAGGAACAGUAAUCGUGAGAACACUAGUCACCAAGAUUCUGAAGAGCAUCUUACCGAAUACCUUUACAAUUGGUGGAAAGGUGGCGGCAAAUGGGGCGAUGUAGACACCAGCGGCGAUUACGUUCCUUUCCAGGACGACGACACGGCAAGCGUGGUGUCGUUUGCCACGAGCACUGAUAACGAUGAGUGGUCAGAUAUGGGAGAUGGCCAACGCACACCAACCCGGAAUACAUACCAACGCAGCCGAGAGUCUACACCAGUGCCUGAAAACAUGGUCGAUCUGGCCCGCCUAUCUCAUCUUCUCGAUCCAAAGACCAAUGAGGACAAAGAAGAAGCCAAAUUGCUAGCUCGCCAUCUCCAGAGCCCAGGCGUCCUGACGCGGUCGCAGUACCGGAAGGUCCUCGAGCGUGAUGAGGCCAAGAUCCUGACUACCUCGCGCUACCGGAUGGACGGUUUCCCAGACAGCGUACACAUGACGCCAGAAGAGGAAGAGCAACUUCUAGAGGACUUUAUCCUCAACCGCCGCAACGCCUCAGGAGCGCAAGGCACCAGCACCGCCGGCACCUGGGAUACUGGCGCUGAAGGCAUGGGUUCGGAAGGGCCACAAUCACGACUGAGCAGCACUUACGAGCUCGGUCAACUGCGAACACCCACUCGACGUCCCCAACUUUUUAUGCAACCAGAGCCCUCAAACGAAUCCCAAAACGUUUCAGCCCAACAAAUUGCCCCCGAGAACUCUUCCUCCCUCCAGCAUGGACUCCACGAUGAUGAUCAGCCGGCCUCUCUACUCCCUCGCCACCAUGAGGAGCGGAGAGAGCCGUCGCCCCCGAGCGUCUCCGGACGCGAGGGGACACGUACGGGCAGCCGCGAGCGCGAUACGGGUGGAGCCUCGCGACUGAGUCCCGGUUCGCCGUCGCCGAAGAAUAGGAUUGCAGAAUAUGAGAACUCUUUGGUUCAAUCUGCCCGGAAGAGAUCUGAAGGGCCGGCUUUUGAGGUUGUCAAAUCGAACCGGAAGCCCGAUGACAAGAGCUGCUCGAUUGCCAAGCUACCGAAUGAAGUCCUGACCCACGCUCUCUCCCACUUGUCCCCGAACGAUCUUGCGGCCGUCUCGCUCGUCUCCAAACGCUUCAGUGGCCUAGUCACCACGCCGCACGCCUGGCGCGCAGCCUUCAACCGCUAUUUUCCCGGACCCGAGGCUCUUGUUGACAAGGGGGUUCGGCUCGCUAUUGAUGACGCAGGGGAUACGGUUCGCUCAGAGAAGCGGUCGUUUACGAGGCUUACUGCGCUGGCAUCCUGGCGAAGCGAAUAUAUUCUCCGAACUAGGCUUUUGCGCUCCUUUACCAGAGGGAAGCCCGUCCAGGUCCAAUCCUCUACUGCAGCGCGAUCCGGACAAACGCAGACUAAUGCGCCUGUCACCAUGUAUAAUGCUCAAACAUUCACGACUAUAAAUCACAUCCAUGCAACAUUCGGAUUGGGUCUGAACAAGCGGGUGCCCCGGCUGAUCCACGGGGCUGAUGAUGUCGGUAUGGCGACUGCGAGCGAUCCCACCACCGGCAAGGUAGAUCCAUGGGGUCAAAGCGACCCUAAUUUCUACGCCCAAUUCUCCGAACGCUUUCCUGGAACAGCCGAAUGGGGAUUGGGUCCCGGCGAGGUAGUGGGAUGCCCUAAUGUCAUGGACGUUUCCGUGCCAUAUGGGAUGGUGUACGGCCAAGGCAGUUCCGAGGGCUCAUGCUAUUAUCGCGCCACCGAUGAGCAGCGUGGUCGCUUCGUUGCCGAACCUACGGACUUCUCGAUGCUCGAAGCCGGCAUUCCCAAGCUUGGCAUUGACGGCGGCGCCAUCUGCUGCGUGUGGGCUGCAAAGUCCAACGCCAUUCCUUCGCUUUCUGAAGGUCUCAUUGGACUCCUCAUGGGUUCUGCAGCUGGCGUAGUCUCAUCCUGUAGCCUCGGCACUGAUGGCUUGCGUGGGGUCCGAUUGCAGCGUGGCGAGCUUACUGCUCGCUGGGUCCUUAGCCCUGGUGUGCCCAUUGUCGCCAUAACAGUCGACGAGAACUAUUCUCUUAAGAGGCAAGCCCAGAAUCGCAUCUGGGCUGUCGCUUUGAACGCCCUUGGUGAAGUGUUUUACCUCACCAAGUUUCCGACCCGCAGUCAAGCGCCAAAGGGUCAUAUUAACGAAUACACGGAGUAUCUCGCGUGGCUUACUGGACGGAGUGUCUACUGGAACCUUGUCGAACCGAGUAGACGAACGGCGCGACCCGAUCCGUAUAACGAUGUCGAGACUGACGGAAGCUAUUCGCCACGACAGUCAUGGGACGGUAUGUGCUUGAGCAAAGAGCAGGUCUUAGCCGAGACCAGGGAGAUUCAGAAGUUCCUAUGGAAGCAGCCGAAGGACUUCCGCAAGUCUUGCCUUGGAUGGGACAUGAGAAGGCGCCUUGAGGUUGACUUUGCCGGCGACGACGGUAAUUACGCUGGGGAGGCAAUGGUGGUAUUCGACCGUGGCUUUGAGGAAGGCGAUGUCGCCAAGAUCACGCGGUACACUCGAUGGAAGAUGAGCGAGAACGUCAAGAAUAGCGUUAUCUCGACACGCGCAGGAACUCCUCAGAUUCUUCAGCAGUCUUCUCUCUUUGGCGGUUCCGGCACAGCUACUCCUGAUUUGCCUUACCGCAAGACUACUCAGCGCGCUCGAAGCUCGUCAUACAUGUCUUCCGCCAGUUCUCCCGAGAGGGAGAACCUCGUCGAAGAAUGGCGAUGCUCCACGCUCACAUUCGGUGGGCUCAAGCUCGUUCAGCUUACCACAACUGCGCUGGAUCGUUCUACGUUUGCCACUCUGACGAUGUCUGAAGACCCGGCGCUUGGCUUUUCAACUGCUUCCACAGCAUCGUCACCAUACGCUUCACCAAUGUCUGUUGCUAGCCAGCCUGCAUCUCCCGCGGACAUUCCCGGCCAACGCGCGCGUUUCGUAGCUGCCGGAACGAGCACUGGAAUAGUUCUUUUGUGGGAUAUUCGUGCUCCGGUCUCACGCAGCGCCGAAUUCGGCAACAACAUUGAUCCGGUCCGGAUUAUCUAUACGGAAUCCCCUGAAAUAUCUUGCAUUGCUUUGACAGCAUUGCAUCUUGUGAUAGGUGGGAACGAUGGCCUUGUGCAGGCGUGGGACCCUCUGGCGUCCGACAUGAAGCCAAUACGAACCUUGAACUCGCGCUUCUCGUCCCGCGCUCGUAGACGGCUUGUGCAAGCUCAAGCUUCUGCACUAGGCGUGGGUAUCAAUAUGUUCGCUGCUGGAGCCAUCUGUCUCGAUCCAGACCCGACCGUGCUGCGCGGCGCAGUGUCUCUCGGAAACCAAAUUCGCUUCUGGAGCUACAGCUCCUCAGGUGCAGACCAGUAUAAGAGCAGCAAGCGCCGACUACGUCGUUCAGAACGUGGGAGCAACAAUGCCGGUGAGCGAUUCAGCACUGCUCGCGUGAAUCUCAAGGACUACAUUGCCAACGAAAAGCACGAACUUGAGCGCGAGAAGCAAGAACGAUAUCGCGUGGCAGAACGCAUGGCAGGACGAUUUGGGGUUGAUCUCUUAGGAAGCGAGGAAGAAGCUUUGGCUUAUGCCACUAUGCUUUCUCAGGAGUCUCAUGAGCUGGAUCAAGCACGACGAAGGGAAAGCAAGAGUAGCAGUGCUGUGAGCAGCGAUACCGUCACGCCCGAGCCUAGCAUCCGCGGCCAAUCUUCUUCGCCUGCUGUCGACGACCAAGAGUUUGAUGUCGACAUCGCUGAAGCGAUCCGCCUUUCUCUUCAAGACAGCCCUGCGUCAGGCAUGUAUGGCUCUGGCUCGCCCGCUCCAGGCUUCGAUAUCCCUAUCAAAUAUGCCAAGGGCAAGAAGACGCCGCCGAAAUCAAAGACCAGCCCAACUAGGUCGAAAGCCAAUGCAGCGUCGGGGUCUAGCAGGGAAGGCGAGAUGUCGGAUCUGGAGUUCGCGCUGCAGCUCAGUCUUGCUGAGGAGCAGAGCAGAAAGGAGGCGGAGAGGGAUGAAUUUCCGCCUUUGAGUCCUAGCCCGAGCAGUGGGACUGGCAGUGGCAAGGGCAAGGGGAAGAUGGCUUGA
This is a messenger RNA of Trematosphaeria pertusa, 6141 nucleotides long. RefSeq lists its product as uncharacterized. Bases 1 to 6141 code for a protein of 2046 amino acids. The transcript is spliced from 4 exons. NCBI's taxonomy places the organism in Eukaryota, Fungi, Ascomycota, Dothideomycetes, Pleosporales, Trematosphaeriaceae. The record is from RefSeq and is a predicted model, not a curated record. Gene Ontology annotation, biological process: protein ubiquitination; ubiquitin-dependent protein catabolic process. Gene Ontology annotation, molecular function: protein binding; ubiquitin protein ligase activity.